AGCUGAUAGAAAAGCUCUAGGUGAAGUGUAGAGUGUUAGAUAUUAGUCUGAAUGAAGGAUUUAUUAAAUGACUAACUGCUGAAUUGCUACACGGUCUGGUUUGGCUUGGUUUUAGUUUUUGUUCUGCGCUGUCAAAGGUAACUUAUAUACAUCCUGCUGAUUACUGUGUUUUUGAAGUGGAAACACACUAGCUGGCAAAAUCAUAAGAAAUCCCACACCUAAGCGGCAAUAUUGAUGGCUUGUUUAUUUAAAAUAAAUGCUCGACCGUGACUAUUCAACCCGUUAAGAAGAUAGCUUCCUGACUAGCUCUACAGCUAAGUGCCUGACAGCAGGAUAAGCUAGCUGCUGUACAGAAGAGGUUAUCCCACUCUCUUUUCAGGAAUGGCAGCAUUACUCACUCGCUGAAUUUGUUUUAAAAUUUAAGGACAGGGUGUGUGUUAUUGCUGUAUGUAGCAUUUUGGUAUGAAAUGCUAAGUUGUGGAGAUUAUGUGGUUAUGUUCCCUCAUUAGUGGCAUUGUGUUUUACUGGAGUGACCAAAACCUGGCUUCGCCCCCCCUCCUGCUCAGUGAGUUGGUUUCGUCCGGGUGAUAGGCGGGGCACUGAUGCAGCUCAGCCUGAAUCAGCUGCCCAAAAUCGCUUGUAGUCGCACCAGCCGCAGCGUCCGCGGCGCGCUAAUGAAGUAGUACAACGCUAAAUAUUUGGUCAGUCUAGCUUAUGGAAACGGACCUCCGCAGAAAUGUGUGCGAACGUCUUCGGCAUGUUGAAAAGCCUGUUUGGGAAGCCCUUUGAUGGUGGGAAGAGGACAAUGGAUCAUGGCAACCAACAGCAACAGCAACCACAGACCCAGUACAUGGCAGGGCCAUUCCAGGCAUACAUGGGCCCUCAGGGUCCAUACCCUGGGCCCCACCCCACCCUGGUGCGCCUGGAUGAGCUGCAAAGGGAAGCGGUGACAUUAGGACAGCAAGUGUGUUCCUUCAGUGGCCUGCAGAGUGACAGAGAGUACAAACGACUCGAGAGGGAGCUGGCACGACUCCAGCUGGAGGUGGAUCAGGUGGAGACAGAGGGACGGAUGGAGCUGCAGCAGGCUCGGAAGCGGGCAGCAGGGGAGGUGGAGGGGUUGUUGCGCUACCUGGAGGGUAAUGCUACUCACCCAUCUCGAAUAGCUAUAGAAGAGCUGAGCCAGGAGGCACAGAGGCUCCUGCUGGCAGGGGUGGUGGCUCCAUUUCGGCAAGGACAGGCUCAGGAUGCAGCGGAGACUGGUGAGGACCUUGUGGAAGCUGUGCAGGAUGUGGCAAUGCGCCUGGCCCAGAUCAAGACAGGCGGAAGUGUGCCGCUCAGGAAGGCCCGUUACCGCGCUCUUACCCGCGUCUGCGCUGUACAGGAUGUGCUGGAGGGCCGCGUUCGCACGCACACACUUGCGUUGCCUCUGUCUGAUGAGACCCAUGAGGCCGUGCAGCGCAUCAAUCAUGUGAUGGUGCAGGUGAGUGGUGCCCGCUGCCAGCUGGUUGCUCUGCUGAUGGGGUUGAGUGGGCGGGACAGCUGUGCCCACCUAGCACGUGUCCUCACUGAGCUGUUAGUGGAGCUGGAUGCACUGGACGUGUCCAGUAACUCAGCCGUCAGGAACUACAGGAAGCAGGUGGUGGAAGAGAUCAACGGCCUCCUUAAACACCUCGAUCUGGAGGGGGAGGGAGAUGACACUCGCAGGUAUGACCUGACGCAAAAUGACUCCAUCCGUGAAAUUGAGGCCAUCCGAGGCCGUGUGUCUGUGCUGCGGGGAGAGGUACUGAGACAGGGUAUGGCAGGCCAGGGGGCGGAGCUUCAGAGUCUUCUAACUCAUCUGGACCAAGUGGACACCGGACGGAACCCCUGCAUUAGAGAGGCACGGAGAAGGGCUGUGCUGGAGAUCCAGGCAGUGAUCACCUAUCUUGACCUCCGGGAAGCCCUCGGCCGCCGGAACCCUGGACCAGAUGAACCUCCACCUCACGCAGCCGUGUGGCAUGUCCUUGCCAGCCUCUCUGACCUGCAUUUCCAAGUGCUCGGCUUUGAUGGCAAGAGAGCUGACAAGAGUUACAUGGUGCUUGAGGAGUUGCUGACCAAGCAGCUUCUGGCUCUGGAUGCUGUGGACCCUCAGGGGGACCAGGGAACAAAAACAGCCCGUAAACAAGCGGUAAAAUAUGCCCAGAACAUCCUCAGCUACCUGGACAUGAAGACUGAUGAGUGGGAAUAUUGAGAGUGGGAAGAGAAUAAAAGCAGAAUACUGGAAAGAUUCACUUGCACAAAGUGCUUUGAAAUUGUUUUGUGCCUAGUUAAUGGCAUGGUGGAGGAGCACUUGCACAAGUCGAAUUUGUAUAUAAAAGACUUUGUCCUAGAUGGUAAACUUCUUUCCCUACAUACACUGCAACUGCUGCUUUUCAGUUUGUCUAUUCUGUUUAUUAUCCUAGUCAUUGGCCAGUGGGACAGUUGUUACUAAAAACAGCAGUUUUAUUCACUAGGUUGUCCGCAAGAAAACCUAUGCAGCAUUUGAGUGUUCCUGUUUUGAUUCUGGCUCCAUGGUGUGCUUUUUUCAGAUGCAUCCUUUUUCAUGGUUUACUUUGGGCUCGGUGUGGUAUGGAGCUAAACCCUGUUUUGCUCCCAAAAACUUGCUUCCCAGUCGACCACUUGUCUAUAAGGAGCAUGUCAGGAGGAGGUUCAUCUGCGGUCUUUACUUAGUGUAGUUGCAACACAAGACUGUAUUCCUGCCUACACAAUAACUUUUUUCAUUAGUAUAGGAAUGAUUAACCAUAUGGCAGACACAAACAUUUAACAAAAAAAAUUAAUGAUGGCCCAUGUUUGAACUCUGUAGAUUGGCUGGACUGAAUAAGCAGCAUAGAAAGAUCUGUUCACAAGAUUUAGUCCCAGGAUUUAGAAUUUUCACCCAAAUAUAAAAAAAAUUCAUUUUCUUGGGUUACAAAUGAUUUAAUUAGUUUUAUUAAGCCCUUGCUGACAAAAUGCAUACAAUACCUAAAAAUAUCAGCUUUUGGGUAUUGUUAUGUUUCAAGAGUGGUAUAGUAGUAAGAAACAGUGCCUGAAGAUGAUCAAAAAGAGAUUAUCUUGAGAAAAUCAAUCAAGUUACAAAUUGUGUACCAUCUAAUGAAGUUGCAACAUGAUUGAACAGAAAAGAGGAAAAGUCUGUUUAGCUGCAGACAAUGAAUGGAUGGCUAAAGUGAAGACAUUUCUACUGUUAGGAGUAAACUAUGUCUCUGUGCCUCCUGGGGAGCGUGUGUGUGUGUGUGUGUGUGUGUGUGUGUGUGUGUGUGUGUGUGUGUGUGUGUGUGUGUGUGUGUGUGUGUGUGUGUGUGUGUGUGUGUGUGUGUGUGUGUGUGUGUGUGUGUGUGUGUGGGUUUGGGGUGGGGAACAUGAUGCUGAUCAAAGUAGACAGGGAAUUCUAGAACAUUCCACACAGAUGAGGUAGAGUGUCACAGGCUAUCAAAAUAGCACCUAAAAAUCGUUCAGCCCCUUUCUCAAAUGGUCAGGGUUGUCAUGGUUACAAACAUCAGGGCUUUGUCCCCUCCUCCUUCCGAGUUCGUAAGCGCAUUUCCCUGUGAAUAUGGAGUGAGUCAUGCUGCAUGAUCAGAUUAACACAUCAACUUUGACUAACCUGACUCUUAUCAACCCAAACAUCCAACGUUCCAUCAUUAGAUUUUUCUCUGUUUCUCUUUUUUCUUUCACUUAAACAUUCCAACUCCCUCAACUGAGUCCGUCUAAGCUCUACAUAUGCUUGUUCUGUGAUGUUUGUUUGUCAUGAAAACCUUUGCUUCAUGUGUUAAAACACUUACAAUGUGGUUUAAAAAAUUACACUCACACCUUUGGAAGCACUUAGCUGUCUUAAGAUUUCUGUUUGCUGCGACUACUGGUCAAGAGAGAAAACCAAUAUCAGAAAGUAUAAGAAAAUGGGGUCAUUUGGAGUACACCCGAAAUAACUCUAAAUUCAACAGAGGAUGUGAUGCAAUAAAAUACUAGUGCGGAGUGCAGAAAAUUGGGACAGGGAAAUGAAGCUGUGAAAUUCACAGUGUAUUGAAAAGAAGACGUAAAGAAAAAGCCAGAUGUGGUAACUGCCCAGGGGUUUGUUGUGGUCUCGUAGUCUGCUUCUGUCACUGUCACAUUCUGUCUUCAUAGGGUGUUGUCUUAUUUUUGCGGUGGCCAUUGUGUCAGUCAAACUGAAAAAGUGGUAACCCAGACAAAGCCAAAUACUGAACUAAAUGCAGACUGAAAAUCCAAUCAAAAUGCUUCAUAUUUGUGCACUUAACGUCUGUCUGGACUGCAAUGACAAAGCUCAUAAACACUCUCAAAUUUGCACAUUACAUCCAGUUUAGUGGUUCUCCCAGACCCACACAGUGGUCACAUAUAAAUGUGCUAUAAUUUUCCAGUGCCAGCAAGUGUGAAAGUGGUUUGAGUUCAACACGUAUGAAAGUUGUAUUGUUUUUCCAACAUAAGCCACAUUUCAGUGCUUCGUUUACAAAAUUAGACAUGGCUUGAGGCCAGUUCUGGGUUUGACGAGAAUUCAAAAUGAGUUUUUUCUCAACAGAUCUGUGCACUGUCCAUUUUUCUGUGAAAAUCAUGCAAUCAUCUCAGUGAAGCUGUCUCCAUGGUGACAAUAAAAUGUGUGGUUUUGCCUCAAACUAAAACAAUUACAAUAUACAGUGUAUACACUGGGUCUGUGAGAGGUAAUAUUGGUUGAUAUUUUGAGUGCUAUAUAGGAUAUUUGGAUUUAAAGUCAUUUGCUCUUAAAUACUCAUCAUUUUCAAUUCAGCGGUUUAAUUUCAGAAGCACUUUCCAUAUGAAUUUCUGUAGCAUCUUAGAUACAAAGCAGCUCUGGAUUCUCUAAUUUAGUACUAGAGAUUGAUGUCUGAGCUGGUGCUAAAACACUCAGAUGGUUCACUUGUGACCUGUACUGCAAAGUAUUUCUUGUUAGCAUUUUUAUAACAGUGUGACGUAGGCUGGUACACGGUGACAGCUGUGUAUGUUUGUCUAGUAAACCCAGAUGUUUAGAUGUCACUGGGGGAUGGAUGCAGGUGAAUCAAUAGAAAUACCAGCUAAUUGAUAGAUACUGUAGAUGACUCAUUACAUCUCCAAGUAUGUAAUUAGGUACAUGGAUUUUAGUUUCAUCCCAUGCUCUUUUCUCUCUAGUGCCAAAACUGAAAGUGUUUAUGCUUGUAGCAUAUCACAUAAACCACAAGGAACAUCAGCUGCAUAUAUAUAGAAUGUAAUGAGGAAUGUCCUAUUUCUGUGGCAUACCAAAGGUGAUUGUGAGCUUCCCUGUUCCUAACCUUGCAUAAUGAUCAAGGGCAAUUUGGUAUUAAAGAAAGACAAAUAAAAGAGAAGGGAAAUUUGCUUGUAGUUUUAUUUUACUUAUCAGACCACAUGAUGGAGAAUGUGUUUAUGUGGUCAGGUUUACAGAAUACUUUUCUCAAUGUUACAUACAAUUUGAGAUAUUGUUGAUUGUGUGAGGCUUGCUUUGUGUGCUGUCUGGAGUACGCUUGUACAUAAAAAGCACACAGUUUUGAACAGCUGUAUGAAUGUGUUGAUUAACUGGAGUAUUUACAUUUUAUUUAUCUCUAUAGGUAAGGUGAUAAAUAAAAGGUGAAUAAAAUUCCUAUGCAUGGCAUGAUGUUCAUUUGUUCCUGAACUGGAUCAGCUUGUUUCUAUGGCAACAUUUCCCAUUGGAAAGCAAAUGGCAGGUAAAGUAUUUUGGAUCAAAUGCAGUAAGGAACACCCAAGAAGACCUCCCUUGUUCUUCAUUUUCCAGAAUCACAGGACUACCAACAUGGUGUUGUGUUUCUUCCAGUAAAGUACUCUUACUUCACCUGCUUAUCUGCUGUACACUGGCAAGCCAAAAUACCUUCCAGAUAAAAGUUCGGCUAUCCGCAUGCCUGUCAGUACAGCGCUUGUGGAGCCUGUGAUGUUUAUACCAAAAGAAAAGAUCAGAGUCACUGAAGUCAGUGUGAGAUUAAUAGCACUAAGCUUUUGUUCAUGUGUUUCUCCUAGUUAAAAGCAUAACUUAAAUGUGCAAUAGGUAACAUAUUACUGUCUGUAUAUAUAAUUACAAAUGACCUAGAAAUACAUGUGCAGGGUCUCCCAAAAGUCUCCAUACAUAGGGGAAAUUAACACUUUUUAGCAAAGUGUCUUCCAAAAUUUUUCAUACUUAGUAUAUUUUUAUAUUUUUAUAAUAGCUUUUAAAAAUGCCUUCGACAAAAGAAGAACAUAUUGAAAUCAUUCUCAUGGCUGGAUCGGGAAACUGUCACAAGGUUGCAGUAGACUUUAACAGGAAACAUGGCAAGCAUAUCACACAUGACACUGUUGCCAAACUUAUUAACAAAUUCAAAAAGACUGAAAGUGUUGCGGAACAACCAAGAAGUGGACGUCCACGAACAUCCCCUGAUGAAGGAACAACCGAUGUAGUGCUGGCAUACAUAGUCCCCUGUGUGUGGAGACUUUUGGGACACCCUGCAGAACGUGCGGGGAAAAAGUUGAUGAUGAAAAAAGCUUGAAUAGAUUUCUUUUUAAGACUUUGAAUCUCUUUAGUCUCUCCAGCAGUGAAAACUCACACCAGUGUUCACUCUUGUCACACCUUUGCUGUCAGUCCCUUUCAUUU
Messenger RNA from Pangasianodon hypophthalmus (striped catfish), 6631 nucleotides. It is a transcript of the gene bag5, whose product is annotated as BCL2 associated athanogene 5. Gene Ontology annotation, molecular function: adenyl-nucleotide exchange factor activity; protein-folding chaperone binding. The record is from RefSeq and is a predicted model, not a curated record. Gene Ontology annotation, biological process: negative regulation of protein ubiquitination; regulation of inclusion body assembly; protein stabilization. The coding region runs from base 737 to 2230 and encodes 497 amino acids. The transcript is spliced from 5 exons. NCBI's taxonomy places the organism in Eukaryota, Metazoa, Chordata, Actinopteri, Siluriformes, Pangasiidae. Gene Ontology annotation, cellular component: cytosol; cytoplasm; nucleus.